Molecule: messenger RNA, 1229 nt
Organism: Pollicipes pollicipes
Lineage: Eukaryota; Metazoa; Arthropoda; Thecostraca; Pollicipedomorpha; Pollicipedidae
Product: protein numb
Exons: 10
Coding region: 39-1229 (396 amino acids)
Cellular component (GO): cytoplasm
Source: RefSeq, a predicted model, not a curated record
GGUGCCUGCGCCUGUCAGCGCAGGCGCGGGGCGGCGUCAUGGACAGGCUGAGGCGGUCGCUGCGGGACAGCUUCCGGCGGAAGCAGUACCUUCCGGCCGAGUCCGGGCCCCGACAAUGGCAGGGCGACGAGGCCGCCGUCAAGAAAGGCAUCUGCUCCUUCCACGUCAAGUACCUCGGCUGUGUUCAGGUCUACGAGUCCCGAGGCAUGCAGGUCUGUGAAGACGCUCUCAAACUGCUCAAGUCCCAGAGACGCCGCCCGCUGCGCAGUGUCCUCUUCAUCUCGGGAGAUGGUCUGCGCGUUGUGGAUGAUGAGACCAAGGGUCUAUUGGUGGAUCAGACAAUCGAGAAGGUGUCGUUCUGCGCGCCAGACCGUAACAACGAGCGGGGUUUCUCUUACAUCUGCCGGGACGGCACCACGCGCCGCUGGAUGUGCCAUGGCUUCAUAGCCACCCGAGACUCGGGACCGGACCAGUUGGUGACGGGGGAGCGUCUGAGCCACGCGGUCGGAUGCGCGUUCGCCAUCUGUCUGGAGCGGAAGCAGAGGCGGGACAGCGAGUGUUCGGUGACGAUGACGGUGGACCCGGACACGUCCAGCUUCACCCGGUUCGGCAGCUUCCGGCAGGCGUCCAUCACUGAGCGGCUCACCGACCCGCAGGAGUGCAAGCCGGCAGAGCCGGUACCGGUGCGGCCUGUGACGAACCCGUUCGCGGUGGAGCGGCCGCACGCGCCGGUCGCAAUGUUCGAGCGCCAGGGCAGCCUGCGGGUGCACGGCCGGCUGGCCGAGGUGUCGCCCUUCAAGCGGCAGCACUCGCUGCGGCUGGACGACCUGCCCUCGACGCUGGAGCGUCAGGGCCGGGUGCCCGGCCCCGCCGGCGUCGGCGUGGCGCCUAUUGCUGAGGUCCCUUCAACAGCCGAGCAAGAGGAGACGAACGUCACUCUGCUCUGCAGGGAGCUGGCGCAGGGGCUGGACGUCCUAUCUGCUGGCCAACAGAGGGCGCCCGACGAUGAGCACACUCCCAGGCCAGACGAGUGGCUCAACUCGCUGACCAACGGACCGUCGCUGGCGGCGGCCGCGGCCGUCCACCGGCACGGCCGCUCGUACUCGCUCGCCUCCGACUCCCUGAUCUCGAGCGGCGGCGGCUGGGCGACCUCGGGACCGCCCUGGGGUACCGCCACCAAUCCAUUUAUAGGCGGCGCCACCGUCAAAACGUUCGAGUUGCAGAUGUAG